CCUCUCCCCUCCCUCCCUCCGUGUGUGCCUGUGGGGUGGGUUCAAACUUCUGGCCACAAUCUGACCUUUUCCUCCCUUCCCUUCCCCUCCCCUUUGUUUUUUCGUUGAAAAAAGGGGGAAAACGUGUCCUUUUUGACCCGACCCCUCGUGUUUUUUCCUCUCUCUCCAAGGUCUAGAUUGUAGACACAGAAAGAAAAAUGAAAGUCGAUAGAACAAAGUUGAAGAAAACUCCGACUGAAGCGCCUGCGGAUUGCCGAGCUCUGAUCGAUAAGCUGAAAGCCUGCAACGAUGAACAGCUCCUGACGGAACUUCAGCAGAUCAAGACAUGGAAUAUUGGAAAGUGCGAGCUGUACCACUGGGUGGACAUGCUGGAUCGCUUCGAUGGCAUCUUGGCGGAUGCUGGGCAGACGGUGGAGACCAUGUCGUGGAUGUUGGUGUGCGACAGGCCCGAGAACGAGCAGCUCAAAGCCCUCCUGCUGGCUGUCUUGAACUUCACAGCCCUGCUCAUCGAGUACAGCUUCUCCCGCCACCUGUACAGUUCCAUCGAACACCUGACCACGUUAUUAGCAUCAUGUGACAUGCAAGUGGUGCUGGCUGUGUUAAACCUGCUGUACGUAUUCAGCAAAAGAUCAAAUUAUAUCACAAGGCUGGGGUCUGAUAAAAGGACUCCGCUGUUGUCAAGACUGCAGCACCUGGCAGAAAGUUGGGGCGGAAAGGAGAAUGGAUUUGGCCUUGCAGAGUGCUGCCGUAACCUGCAGAUGUCGAAGUACCCACCUAGUGCAACAACACUACACUUUGAGUUCUAUGCAGAGCCAAGUGCGGAGGUGAAGUUGGACAAAAAGGCCACAACAAACAACACACUACAUUACAUCCACAUAGAGCAGUUAGAUAAGAUCUCCGAAAGCCCGUCUGAAAUUAUGGAGUCUCUAACCAAAAUGUACAGUAUUCCAAAGGACAAGCAGAUGCUACUGUUUACACAUAUACGACUCGCUCACGGAUUCUCGAACCACAAGAAGCGGCUGCAAGCAGUACAAGCUAGGUUGCACGCCAUCUCGAUAUUAGUCUACUCCAACGCACUCCAAGAAUCUGCCAACAGCAUCCUGUACAACGGAUUGAUCGAGGAGCUUGUGGACGUCCUACAGAUUCCCGACAAACAACUCAUGGACAUUAAAGCCGCAUCGUUGCGGACGUUGACGUCGAUCGUUCACCUGGAGCGGACCCCCAAGCUGAGCAGCAUCAUCGACUGCACCGGGACAGCGUCCUACCACGGUUUCUUACCCGUCUUGGUGAGAAACUGCAUCCAGGCCAUGAUCGAUCCAUCCAUGGAACCGUACCCUCACCAGUUUGCCACGGCGCUCUUCUCCUUCCUCUACCACCUCGCCAGCUACGACGCGGGCGGAGAAGCCUUGGUCUCCUGCGGAAUGAUGGAAGCUUUGCUCAAGGUAAUCAAGUAUCUCGGAGAUGAGCAGGACCAGAUCACCUUUGUGACCCGUGCUGUCCGAGUGGUCGACCUCAUCACCAACCUGGACAUGGCCGCUUUCCAGUCGCACAGCGGGCUGGCUGUCUUCAUCAACCGGCUGGAGCACGAAGUGGACAUUUGCAGGAAAGAGUGCCCUUUUGUCAUCAAGCCAAAGAUCCAGCGCUCCAGCGUAGCCCAGGAGGGAGAGGAGAUGGAGACUGACUCUGAAGUUUCAGACAUUGCGAUGGAGAGCAGUCCCGGUCCGUCUACUUCAACCAGUGAACCCAGGCCCGACGGAGGAGAAUCACGAGGACCAAACACUGUCAUGAGUUACCCACCAAGAACCGGGGUCCAGUGCAUUCCUCAGCGCGCAGCGCUAUUGAAAUCUAUGCUGAACUUCCUGAAGAAGGCCAUUCAAGAUCCAGCCUUCUCGGACAGCAUUCGACAUGUCAUGGAUGGUUCCUUGCCUACCUCACUGAAACACAUCAUCAGCAAUGCAGAGUAUUACGGGCCAUCGCUCUUCCUGCUCGCUACAGAGGUGGUGACGGUGUUUGUGUUCCAAGAGCCGUCGCUGUUGUCUUCCCUCCAGGAUAACGGGCUGACGGACGUCAUGCUCCACGCCCUGCUGAUCAAAGACGUGCCUGCGACCCGCGAAGUCCUGGGCUCCCUGCCAAACGUUUUCAGCGCACUGUGCCUGAACGCCCGCGGGCUACAAUCCUUCGUGCAAUGCCAGCCCUUCGAGCGGCUCUUCAAGGUGCUCCUAUCUCCCGAUUACCUGCCCGCCAUGAGAAGGCGACGUAGCUCCGAUCCCUUAGGUGAUACAGCGUCGAACCUUGGCAGUGCUGUGGACGAACUAAUGAGACACCAACCAACUCUGAAGACCGAUGCCACGACAGCGAUCAUAAAGCUGCUGGAGGAGAUCUGCAACCUGGGCCGAGACCCGAAGUACAUCUGCCAGAAGCCGUCGAUCCAGAAGGCAGACGGGACGGCCAGCGCCCCGCCGGCCAGGUCGAGCCACGCGGCUGAGGAAGCCUCCAGCGAGGACGAGGAGGAGGAGGAGGUCCAGGCCAUGCAGAGCUUCAGCAGCAGCAUGGCCGCCCAGCAGAGCGACCCCGAGCCCAGCCAACAGGUGGUCGGGACGGAGGAGAGAAUACCCAUCCCUCUCAUGGAUUACAUCCUGAACGUGAUGAAGUUCGUGGAGUCGAUCCUGAGCAACAACACCACGGACGACCAUUGCCAAGAGUUUGUGACACAGAAGGGGUUGCAGCCACUGGUCUGCAUCCUGGGACUUCCGAACCUUCCCAUCGACUUCCCCACAUCAGCUGCCUGCCAGGCUGUGGCGGGAGUUUGCAAGUCCAUUCUGACGCUGUCCCACGAGCUGAAGAUGCUGCAGGAAGGCCUGAUCCAGCUGGACACCAUCUUGUCGUCGCUGGAGCCUCUCCACCGGCCCAUCGACACCCCCGGCGGCUCGGUGCUUCUGCGGGAGCUGGCCAACGCCGGCAACGUGGCGGACGCCACGCUCUCCGCCCAGGCCACGCCACUGCUGCACGCCCUCACCGCCGCCCACGCCUACAUCAUGAUGUUCGUGCACACCUGCCGAGUCGGACAGAGUGAAAUCCGUUCGAUAUCCGUGAACCAGUGGGGCUCGCAGCUAGGCCUGAACGUCCUGAACAAGCUCAGCCAGCUCUACUGCUCCCUAGUGUGGGAGAGCACCGUUCUGCUGUCUCUCUGCACCCCAAACAGUCUGCCCUCAGGCUGCGAGUUUGGCCAGGCCGACAUGCAGAAGCUGGUGCCGAAGGAGGAGAAGCCCGCAGCCGCUGCCACGCCGGGCUCGACGUCGGGAGGGAAGAGAUCAGAAGCGGAGAUGGAUGCGACGGCUGGCGGUGUGGAGACGUCAGCCCAGGGCCUGCUGGAGGGGAUUAACCUGGACGGGGACACACUGGCCCCCAUGGAGACUGAUGAACCCGGCACCUCCGACCCCAAGGGCAAGUCCAAGAUCACCCCAGCCAUGGCGGCGAGGAUCAAGCAGAUCAAGCCCUUGCUCUCAGCAUCCUCGAGACUCGGCAGGGCGCUGGCCGAACUCUUCGGCCUGCUGGUCAAGCUGUGCGUGGGAUCGCCGGUGCGGCAACGACGGAGCCACCACCCGGCCAACACCACCACCGCCCCCACGCCGGCGGCGCGGGGGACCGCCUCCGCUCUCACCAAGCUGCUCACCAAAGGGUUGUCGUGGCAACCGCCCCCCUACACGCCCACUCCCCGAUUCAGGUUGACUUUCUUCAUCUGCUCGGUGGGAUUCACGUCGCCCAUGUUGUUUGACGAGAGGAAGUAUCCGUACCACCUGAUGCUGCAGAAGUUCCUGUGUUCUGGAGGCCACGAUGCCCUGUUCGAGACCUUCAACUGGGCGCUGUCGAUGGGAGGCAAGGUGUCGGUCACCGAAGGCCUGGAGCACAUGGAGCUGCCGGACGGCACGGGGGAGUUCCUCGACGCCUGGCUCAUGCUGGUGGAGAAGAUGGUGAACCCGACCACCGUGCUGGAGUCCCCGCACUCCCUGCCCGCCAAGCCCCUCGGCGGGCAAAACUUCCCGCAGUUCAGCGCGCUGCGCUUCCUGGUGGUCACUCAGAAGGCCGCCUUCAACUGCAUCAGGAACCUGUGGAACCGCAAGCCCCUGAAGGUGUACGGCGGGCGGAUGGCGGAGUCCAUGCUCGCCAUCCUGUGCCACAUCCUGCGCGGCGAGCCGGUGAUCCGCGAACGCCUCUCCAAGGAGAAGGAAGGCAGUCGGACGGAGGAGGAAGGGCCGCAGGAGGAGGGGGCGGCUCCACGGAGAGAGCCCCAGGUCAACCAGCAGCAGCUCCAGCAGCUGAUGGACAUGGGCUUCACGCGCGAACACGCGAUGGAGGCCCUGCUGAACACAAGCACGAUGGAGCAGGCCACAGAGUACCUAUUGACGCACCCUCCUCCGCUCCUGGGCGGGGCGGUACGCGUGCGGCAGGAGCUGAGCAUGUCUGAGGAAGACCAAAUGAUGAGGGCGAUUGCCAUGUCUCUGGGCCAGGAUAUCCCAAUGGAUCAGAGCACCGAAUCUCCAGAGGAGGCAGCCCGCCGCAAGGAGGACGAGGAGCGCAAGGCCCGGGAGAAGCAGGAGGAGGAGGAGGUGAAGAGCCUGGAGAGGUACCAGGACGCCGAGCCGCUGGAGCCCGACGAGCUGAACGCCUUCACGGAGAAGAUGCUGCCGGGCUGCUUCCACCUGCUGGACGAGCUGCCCGACACCGUGUACCGCGUCUGCGACCUGAUCAUGACGGCCGUCAAACGCAACGGCGCCGACUAUCGAGACCUGAUUCUCAAGCAGGUGGUGGAGCAGGUUUGGGAAGCUGCCAAUGUGCUGAUCAAGGCGGCCCUCCCGUUGACCACCAGCGACACCAAGACAGUGGCGGAGUGGACGAGCCAGAUGGCCACGCUGCCGCAAGCUUCCAACCUCGCCACGCGGAUCCUGCUGCUCACCCUGCUGUUUGAGGAGCUCAAGUUGACCUGUGCCAGGAUUGUGGAGACCAGCGGUAUCCUGGAUGUCUUGAUUAAAUUGCUGGAGGUGGCCCAACCUUGCCUUCAGGCUGCCAAGGAACAGAAAGAAGUGCACACCCCCAAGUGGAUUACUCCUGUGCUGCUGCUGAUCGACUUCUACGAGAAGAUGUCCGUGUCUUCCAAGAGGAGGUCGCAGAUGAACAAGUUCCUGCAACAGACCGGGAACAACUGGCGCUGGUUCGACGAUCGGUCCGGCCGAUGGUGCAGUUACAGCGCCAGCAACAACAGCACCAUCGACGCUGCAUGGAGGAUGGGCGAGACCAGCGUGCGGUUCACCGCCGGACGCAGGCGUUACACCGUGCAGUUCAACACCAUGGUGCAGGUGAACGAGGAGACUGGGAACAGGCGGCCGGUCAUGCUGACCCUGCAGCGCCUGCCGCGUAAGGAGGCCAUCUCCAAAAGCAGCAGCUCGCAGUUUGUCCAGGACCUGGAGAAGACGCUGGAGGAGGCGAAAGAACCCGAGGCCAAGCCCGCCGAGGAGAAGCCCAACGAGGUGGAGCCGUUGGCCGAGGUGGCGGUGGAAAAGGAGCCGCGGGAGGAGGUGAAGACCAGCGACAUUGUCAUCCAGGGGCUGACCGAGGAGCAGAUGACGGUGCUGAUCCGCUCCUGCGUCAGCAUGGUCAGCGUGCCCGUCGACCCCGACACCCUGCACGCCACCCUGCGCCUCUGCCUGCGCCUCACCCGCGAGCACAAGUGCGCCCUGAUGUUCGCCGAGCUGGGCAGCACCCGCAUGAUCCUGAGCCUGACCCAGGGCUCCGGAUUCAACGGCUUCACGCCGCUCGUCACCCUACUCUUCCGACACGUCAUCGAGGACCCCUGCACCCUCAAGCACACCAUGGAGAAGGUGGUACGUUCGGCAGCCACCAGCGGGGCAGGCAGCACGACCUCUGGCGUGGUAUCUGGGAGCCUGGGAUCCAGAGAGAUCAACUACAUCCUGCGGGUGCUGGGACCAGCCGCCUGCAGAAAUCCCGACACCUUCACAGACGUGGCAAAGAACUGCAUCAGGAUCGCCCUCCCUGCUCCCCGGGGAAACGGCACUGCAUCUGGAUAUGUCCAUGACUAUACGAUCAUUAACUAG
Messenger RNA from Amblyraja radiata (thorny skate), 6110 nucleotides. Its product is annotated as E3 ubiquitin-protein ligase HUWE1-like. Bases 198 to 6110 code for a protein of 1970 amino acids. Gene Ontology annotation, molecular function: zinc ion binding; ubiquitin protein ligase activity; protein binding. The transcript is spliced from 43 exons. Gene Ontology annotation, biological process: ubiquitin-dependent protein catabolic process; protein polyubiquitination; membrane fusion. NCBI's taxonomy places the organism in Eukaryota, Metazoa, Chordata, Chondrichthyes, Rajiformes, Rajidae. Gene Ontology annotation, cellular component: Golgi membrane; nucleus; cytoplasm. The record is from RefSeq and is a predicted model, not a curated record.